This is a messenger RNA of Topomyia yanbarensis, 5202 nucleotides long. Its product is annotated as kelch-like protein 17. Gene Ontology annotation, molecular function: protein binding. The record is from RefSeq and is a predicted model, not a curated record. The coding region runs from base 1056 to 2915 and encodes 619 amino acids. The transcript has 10 exons. Lineage: Eukaryota; Metazoa; Arthropoda; Insecta; Diptera; Culicidae.
AGAAACGCGGUCGUGGGUCGGAAAUUUCUCAUUGCGACAGUAUUUCAUACUGGGUUAUAAAAUUAGUGCCGUGAUUUCCACAUUUACCUGGAGUGCAGUACAUGCCGAAAACCGAAUAGCAGUUUGAAAUAUUAGACGGGUGACGGUUUGAACUGGAAGCGGUGUGUACUUAACCAUUGUGUUCAAUGGGUAAUGAAUAGUGCAUGAUUUUAAAUUGGCACAAAGCAGAGAGUAUGACGAAGCUAUCUAACUUUAGAAAAGGUGAAUGACCUCUAACCGAAGGAAAAAAGAACGGAGACAGUUUGUUUUGCUGUGAAGCGAAGCAAAGUGUAACAAGUGAUAAUUAAUCGAAUUUGACUGUAAUCGUUCGGUCGGUGUCGAGUCGGAAGUAUCGUUAGGCCUAUGUUCAGGGGACGGUGCAGGUUUGGCGCUCUGCUUUAAUUGAGUUAGUGAACUCUGGUGAUAUCUGCGUAAUGUUUUGCUAGAAUAUUAAACGCUUCUGAUAACUGACGGUAACAUUCGACGAUUAAUUACUGCUUUGCUACUCGACACCAGUAAUCUAGUUGAUGGGAUUGUUCCUGAAUCAACGAUAUUAAAUCAAAAGGCAUAUAUUACCACGCAAAAAAUAAUAAUCCUCCAAGUUGACACGUUUAUAUUGCUAAAGUAAACAAAGUUGUGCCGUUCUUCUGUUUGCUACCUGUGGAUGAUACCCGGCUAAGGUGGAUAACGACCGGCGAAAGCAGCAUUCAAAAGCGCCGGCGGAAUGUCAUAAUAACAAGCGGAAAUCGACGCAAGAAGUCGUAGCGGAAACAGUAGCAGCACCGGCACUCCCAGCAUUACCAUCACCAUUAGGCGCACAAGCAGCUUCACCUACGGCUACAGCACCAGCAUCGGCAAAAGUUGCCAUCACACAGCUGAAGUCAUUAACCACUUGCACAACUACUACGACUACCACCACUAGUACCCAGCUGGUAGCUUCCAGGGGAAUAUGCACUUUGAAAGUGAAGAUAUUUCUCAUCAAGCAUCUCUCUAAGUUGGUAGCGUGCAACAAAAAGAUGUUUCUUCCGGUUAAAUCGAAUACCUCUCCUGUAGCAGCCGACGGAACUAAUGGGGAAGAUGUCACAACCGUAACGAGCAACUCGACGCAAACACCGAGUGACCUCAGCCCACCAAACAUAUCCAGUGAUGACAUGCUGCCACAGGCUUACCACCAGAAUCCUGGCCACUGCAUAGCGUCAUUUUCCGCCAUCAGCCGCAUGCGGCACAACGCUCAGCUCUGUGACGUAACGCUGGAAGUCGGAGGUGAAACCAUAAAUGCACAUAAGGUCAUACUGGCGUCCGUUUCACCCUAUUUCUAUGCUAUGUUUAACGAUGACAUGCUAGAAAGGAAUCGAGAUGUUGUCACUCUGCAUGAUAUCGAUCCAUCAUCGUUGAAGCAACUCAUCGACUAUGCGUACAGCGGGGAAAUAACCAUCACCGAGGAAAACGUGCAGGUUCUGCUACCAGCAUCCAGCUUGCUGCAAAUCCAAUCAGUUCGGGAGGCCUGUUGCAAAUUUUUACUUCGCCAGUUGCACCCUUCGAAUUGCCUGGGGAUUCGUAGUUUCGCCGAUGCCCAUUCAUGCAAGGAACUUCACUCACGUUCCCAUCGUUAUGCGCUACAAAACUUUCAACAAGUUGUCGGCACGGAGGAAUUUUUAUUACUAGGAUUUAGUGAGGUUCAGGAUCUCAUCUCCAACAGUCAGCUAAAUAUCUGCUCCGAGGAGAAAGUUUUCAUGGCGGUCUUGAACUGGAUCAAACAUGAUCUGAAUGAACGCAAGAAGCACAUCUCGGAGUUGAUGUCUCACGUGCGAUUGCCGCUGGUUAACCGUGAGUUCCUCAUGAGCUGCGUUGAAACCGAACCACUGGUACGAGAGGAUUUCCAGUGCAAGGAACUGCUGCUGGAAGCGAUGAAAUAUCACCUACUGCCGGAGCAGCGCAGUUCACUCGUAACACAGCGAACCCUGGAACGACGGCCCGAGGGAAUGCGGCAGUACCUGUUUGCCGUCGGAGGUGGCAGUUUGUUCGCCAUUCAUAACGAAUGCGAGUGCUACAAUCCAAAGACCAAUGCCUGGAUGACUAUUUCGCCCAUGAUUUCACGAAGGUCGAGGGCGGGUGUUGCUGCGCUCCGAAAGUUGCUAUAUGUGGUGGGCGGAUAUGAUGGAGAAAACGACCUGGCUUCGGCUGAGUGCUACAAUCCCCUUACGAACGAAUGGUGCAACAUAACGCCGAUGGGCACGAAGCGAUCGUGUUUGGGGACGUGUGCUUUCGAUGGUUUACUGUACGUAUGUGGUGGCUACGAUGGUGCUUCGUGCCUGGCCAGCGUGGAACGAUUCGAUCCACUAACUGCGGUCUGGACAUCAUGCCCGGCAAUGAACACCAGACGAAGGUACUGCCGGGUUGCUGUUAUGGACAAUUGUAUCUAUGCUCUGGGAGGAUUCGAUUCUAGCAACUAUCAGUCUUCGGUGGAACGGUUCGAUCCUCGAGUUGGCAGCUGGACUGCAGUGCCUAGUAUGACUUCCAGGAGGAGUAGUUGCGGAGUUGCUGCCCUGGAUGGUUACUUGUAUUGUAUAGGCGGUAGCGAUGGUACGAUGUGCAUGCAAACGGGGGAAAGAUUCAAUUUGAGAGCCAACAGUUGGGAGCCGAUAAGUCCUAUGCAUUCCAGAAGAUCUACUCAUGAGGUCGUCGAAGCCAACGGGUAUCUCUACGCACUCGGUGGUAAUGAUGGUUCUUCCUCACUCAACUCGGUUGAACGUUAUGAACCCAAGCUCAACAAAUGGACAAUCGUCACCUCGAUGCUUACUCGACGUAGUUCAAUCGGGGCUUCGGUGUUAGAAUGUUUCAAUCUGGAGCGUGGAUUACUCCAAACCAGUAUAUGACCGCUCGGCGUUUAUUCCAGUGACACAAACGGAGGCGUUUCCAGCAAUAACACAAAUGCAGCCGGAAAUGGGUCUCAGUAGGUUGAAUGCAGAUCAUAGAAAUACAGUCUAAGUAGCUAAGUAGUUUGGAUAGCAUCCUUUUCUUGAAAUAGUAAAAAUUAUAUAGCUAGCUAAAAGUAAUAGAUGUCACAAUUGCCGCAGUGUCAUACUUGUUCGGUUUUCUGGUAAUUAGAAUCUGUAGAAGAUUUGUAAGAGCGUGACAGGCGAUAUCAGUAGAAAUUCUUCAUUUUCGGAUCUAAAUGAUUUUCGAGAAUUCUUAAGCAGAAAAAACAUAGGUACCAUUUGUUAUCGUUUAAAAAAUUCGUGUUUUUUUAUAAACCAUAAUUUUGAAAACUGUCGUUGCGAAAGAUGAUGAGAUUUUCUCUUCAAGCUAAAAUGUUUACCUUUCUUUUAUUCCACACCAAAAAAUAUCUAUUUUAUUUAGUAUAAUUAUUGUUUUCCGACAGAAACAAUUGUUUUAGAACUGUGUUUUGUAACAACGUUGAAUGUUUUGGAAAUGUAUAUUUAAUUAUAUUAAAAUAAUGCAUAGCAGGAAUCAAGUAUAUUCCAUAAUAUAGAAUCAUCACGCAAGCCUAGCACUGCCAGUUCACGAGAGUGGGUCAUUUCGCCGAAGACUGUUUCGCAGAAGAUCAUUUCACAAGUGGACUGGUUUACCGAAACUCAUAUAGCUAAAAUUAUAAAAUCGUUCAACGCAUAUCUACAGUAAAGAGUAGUUGUGCUGAACACAACGCACCAUGAAAAAAAUAUUUUUUUUUGCCAACUUCGAUUUUCACUUAAAACUAUUCCGUUAUGUUGAUGAUUUUUGAAUUUCUAGACUUGACUAUUCCCGCUUAAUUGAAUUCGGAACCUGUUAUUGUUGUGCAACUGCCACACAAUGGAGUAUACAAAAAACACGAGACGACUAUUAGGCAUUAGGUCUCUGACGGAAUUCUGUUUUAUAUUCUUACGUGACUGCGCAUUCAUUCGAUCUCUGCGUUCUGGAAAGAAAAAAUAGCAAUCGAACUUCCCUGAAUGAAUCAAUCAUAAUAUAAUUAAAUCUCAGCUAGAAACUUUGUAUUACAAUGCAAAAAAAAAUAAAUUCAGCGAAACAAUACUUUUGGCGCAAUGACCCAUUUAGUUUUAUCUAAAAUAAUUGACGAAUUGACUCUAGUAUAUUCCAUAGUUUAGAAUCAUCACGAAAGUCUAGCCGUACCAGGUCAAAGUCGAUUUCUUAAUCAUAUAACACCUACUUGGCACAAUCAUUUAGCUUCAUCUCUAAUCCAAUCAAUCUGCAUUCCAUCUGCUUUAAAUCUCUAAAUUCCCACUUACUAUAUCUGUGAUAAUCAUCUUUAUUGUCUACCUGAACGUAUCCUCAUGAUUCCGCAAUGUCAAGCCUUCAAUAUUAAACUCAAAUGCAUCAAAAGCCUACUUCUCACACACUUUUCUAAUAGUUAAUCGAUCUAAUAUUCAUCACGCAGAAACAGACAGAAAUCGCCUCCAUAGAAAACUUAAAGCCUUACAAUCUAUGGUAUAUCAUAAUGAUACAAACAAGGAAUAUAUAUCUUUGUGGUCCAAAACAAUACAAAGGCUACUUUUGAAUAAAGAUUUUUCAUUGCAUAUGCAUCAUAAACAAAAACAUAUAUCAAACAUCGAAAAAAGGUUUUCAAAGAAGGCACCCUUUAAGGAAGCAUGAAACGAUCCAAAAUUACAAAUAAAAAUAAACUAAAUUAUAAACAAUUUCGCUUAAGCACAGCUUAUAGAAGCAAACAGAAACAAAUAGCAGGUUAGUUUAGUUACGCUGAAAAACAAUACAUUACAGAAUAAAACAAGUGAAUUAAUGAAGCAUACUCACUCUCACACCAAUAUAUAGAGAACUGAGCAAUAUGAAACCAAUACACUGCCAUUAUCCUUUGGUGUACAACGCAAGCAAACUGAUGUAAUUUACCACCUUCGAAGGGACUGACAUAAAAUAAAGUUUACAUACUACAAAGCGCAACAUUGCGAUACACAAUUGAUACAAGUAAAAAUGCAGGCGAAUUCUCAUAACAAACCCAAAUAGUCUACAAUAGGGAACAAAGUUUACAUACUGUACGGUAUUGAACAGUUACAAACAACAAACAAACACAGUUUACUCGAACUACAAAAUAACCACCAACUGCAUUCCGCCGAGAUUAUUCCAGGCUAAUAUUCUGUAUUUCAAAAUAUUCUGUUACUGACAGCUUAAAAUAAAUUUAUGGAUUACUCCAGA